GUGUGUUUCACUGUGAACUAUCAGCUAUGGCCAUUUUAGGACACACACUACUAGCACUUUCACUGGUAGCACUGGUCCUAUGCUACCCUAACCCACCGACAUGCUACACUAAGGUGUUGAGUAUGGCUCGAGACCUCACCCAUCAGGCAGCGAUGAUCAAGAUGGAACCUGAAACUAGGCGUUGCAUGGCACACAUCCCACAUCUCUACCUAGAUGUGCAUAACGCUUGCAUCAUGCCGAAGAUGAGGCAGUAUGUCUUUCUGGUGGACGGCUUGCGUGAACUGCGCUGUGCUUACACCAGGAAAGUGCGGGUGGUGGGUCUCGAGGUCAGGCAACUGCACAUGAUCAUGUCCCAGAGGUGUCACGGGGAGCUGGUGUUCACCACUGAUGACUGUGCAGCCUUGGACCGCCCGCCGAUGAGCUGGAGCCGGAAAUGACAAUGCCACUGUUUGAUGGGAGAGAGAGGGAGAGAGGGAGAGAGAGAGAGACAGAGAGAGAGAGAGAGAGAUAGAGAGGGAGAGAGAGAGAGAGAGGA
This is a messenger RNA of Oncorhynchus keta (chum salmon), 535 nucleotides long. RefSeq names its product CYTL1 domain-containing protein. Gene Ontology annotation, biological process: positive regulation of transcription by RNA polymerase II. Bases 27 to 437 code for a protein of 136 amino acids. NCBI's taxonomy places the organism in Eukaryota, Metazoa, Chordata, Actinopteri, Salmoniformes, Salmonidae. The transcript has 4 exons. The record is from RefSeq and is a predicted model, not a curated record.